Molecule: messenger RNA, 204 nt
Organism: Prunus armeniaca (apricot)
Lineage: Eukaryota; Viridiplantae; Streptophyta; Magnoliopsida; Rosales; Rosaceae
Source: the annotation of a GenBank genome assembly
AUGGAAUUAUCACAUGGUUCUGAUGAGGUAAAAGUUGCUGCCAACACCUUGAACAAUAAACAACGAGAGUUAGAGGGCAAGCAUCGAGAAUUACAUGCCCUUCUUUCCAAAAGCGUUUCUGCUGAAAGCGCUGAAUGCAUGGCGGAAGCAGCAGCUAGAUCGUCUCCUAGGGCUUCCUCCGUUCUUUUCGAGCAUUCCCCAUAA